CAAUCUGUAAAAACAACCUGCAUAUCCCACCUGCACAUCCAUCACCUUUGUUCCAGUCGCCGAACCCUUGUUGUUCCGCUGUCUUGUCUUGCAUGUCCCUGAUCCCCUACCCGCCGAGACUAUAAGUUCCCUCAGACAGCUCGGCCAAACCAAAGUCCCGCCGCCAGACCUCACCUCGCUCCUCCUCCCUCUCCAUCGAAUCGACCAACACGGAAAAGCCCGCGUCUGUUGUCCAUCAGUCGCCACUUCCAACAUCACCAAAAAACCUCACGAAAACACACUCACACACACAUACACGCACACGCACUCACAGCCUUUGCAAGAAAUCCAAACCAUGUCGGGGUAUCCAGGCGCGGGUUAUAGUGGCGGCAGCGGCGGCGGCGGCGGUGGUGGAUAUGGUCCUCCUCAGCAGCAGUACCCGCCCCAACAGCAUUACCAGUCACAACCACAAUACGGCGGCUACGGCGCUCCCCAGCAGCAGCAGUAUGGCGCCGGAUACCAGCAGGGUCCGCCGCCGCAGCAGCACUAUGGUGGUGGUUACCAGCAGCAGCAGCCGCCUCCUCAGCAAUACGGCGGAUACAACGGUGUUCCCCUGAACCGCCCCGAGUAUGGCAGACCAGGUCUGCCAACCGUCAACUCCAACGCCUACGUGCACGGCAACCACCAAGCGCCCGCCCCUCCACCCAGCACGCCCCAAGGCUUCGGCCACGGCGCCCCCCAGGACUACAACUUCCAAUACUCGAACUGCACGGGCCGUCGCAAGGCGCUGCUGAUCGGGAUCAACUACUUCGGGCAGCGCGGGCAGCUGCGCGGGUGCAUCAACGACGUGAAGAACAUGUCAUCGUACCUGUUUGAGAACUUUGGGUAUAAGCGCGAGGACAUGGUGAUCCUGACGGAUGAUCUGCAGAACCCGAUGAGCCAGCCGACGAAGCAGAAUAUUCUGAGGGCGAUGCAUUGGUUGGUUAAGGAUGCGAGGCCGAAUGAUGCGUUGUUUUUUCAUUAUUCCGGACACGGAGGCCAAACCAAAGACCUCGACGGCGACGAACCCGACGGCUACGAUGAGGUCAUCUACCCCGUCGACUUCCGCCAAGUCGGCCACAUCGUCGACGACGAAAUGCACCGCAUCAUGGUGACCCCCCUCUCCCCCGGCGUGCGCCUCACCGCCAUCUUCGACUCCUGCCACUCCGGCACCGCCCUUGACCUCCCCUACAUCUACUCCACGCAAGGCAUUCUCAAAGAGCCCAACCUCGCCAAAGAAGCCGGUCAAGGUCUCCUCAACGUUAUUUCCUCGUACUCCCGCGGCGACAUGGGCGGCGUGGCCAGCAACUUGGCGGGCUUCUUUAAGAAAGCUACUAGUGGGGAUGAGGCCUACAAUAGGACGGUGGCGACCAAGACGUCGCCGGCGGAUGUUGUGAUGUGGAGUGGGAGCAAGGAUGAUCAGACGAGUGCGGAUGCGUCGAUUGCGUCGCAGGCGACGGGGGCGAUGAGCUGGGCGUUUAUUACGGCGAUGAAGAAGAAUCCGCAGCAGAGCUAUGUGCAGCUGCUUAAUAGUAUUAGGGAUGAGUUGGCGACCAAGUAUACGCAGAAGCCGCAGUUGAGCUGUAGUCAUCCUUUGGACACAAACCUCCUCUUCGUCAUGUAAACCCCCCUCUCACAAGUUAUACUCCCUGCCACCGCGCCAUGAAGGAUAGCGGAAACCCGGCACAGAUACAAAUCGGAACGAAGCACAGGUCAUCUCCAAACGACACUCGAAUACUCAAAAAACCGUCGUACAGUCUCAAGGUCUCAGGUACCGGGAUGGGAUGGACUAGAAUCAGAAAGGGAAGGAAGGGAGAGAGAAAGGGCUAGCGUUAUGCGCGCUACUGCUUGUUUUAUUGUCGUUGAACUGAACUUUAGAUGCGCUGCGUUGCGAUGAUGCGUUGUGAUGAUGCCUGGUUUUCUACUCGUACAGUAUAGCGCCGUGCAGCGUGGUGUCUGUUGGUAGCGUAGAUAGCGUAGAUGGAAUCGAGGACAUUACUAGUGUACUUACCAUGUUGUCGCUGAAUAAGCCGGGCGGGCUGGCUGACUGAAACUGAUCAUGUUAUCUUGUUACCUUGAGGAGUGAGCGCAUCGCAGGUCA
Molecule: messenger RNA, 2119 nt
Organism: Pseudogymnoascus destructans
Lineage: Eukaryota; Fungi; Ascomycota; Leotiomycetes; Thelebolales; Thelebolaceae
Gene: MCA1
Product: Ca(2+)-dependent cysteine protease
Exons: 6
Coding region: 335-1642 (435 amino acids)
Biological process (GO): proteolysis
Molecular function (GO): cysteine-type endopeptidase activity
Source: RefSeq, a predicted model, not a curated record